GCCUCGUUUCCUUCGUGUUUUUCUAGCCAUCGAGCGGAAGCGGUGUGGGCGCUAUAGCAACGUUAGCUGGCGGUCUUGGUGCCUGAGAGAGAGCUGGGCCUGAAGCUGGGAUAGAUCCUGGAGAGUUGGAGUGGUUAGUUGGAGAUCCAGGGCAGAGACAAGAUGUGGAGCAGUGCAGGACCAGACCAUAGUGAAACUAGAUGGGAAUGGUUGCUGCCAUGAAAAUCCCUCUAGUUUCAGUAACACCAGAAUUUUCUCCAUUUUAUCCAACUGCUUGCCGAACCAAUAACAAUUAUGUCUAGCCCAACUGAUGAGACUGCAGGAGACCUGCCUGUGAAAGAUACAGGUCCACGACUCCUCGGAGGAUUGAAAGUUUCCUGGAAUUCAAAGUCUCGACAACUGGUGUCACGUGUCAGUCGUGAGGAAUUGGAAGAUCGAUUUUUGCGUUUGCAUGAAGAGAACAUUGUACUUAAACAGCAUGCCUGCAAGCAAGAAGAUAAAAUUAAAAGAAUGGCCACCAAGUUAAUACGGCUUGUUAAUGACAAGAAAAGAUGUGAGCGGAUUGGUGGCGGCCCCAAGCGGCAAGGACGGGAUGUGGAACUAGAAGAAACGAUUGAGCAGCUGCAAGAAAGAGUUCAUGAGCUUGAAAGACAAAAUGAAGGCCUCAGAAACAAACUAAUUUCAGCUAAACAACAACUUCAAUUCCAAGGUCAUAGACACACUCCAUAUAACCACGUACAAUCUCGUGUUAACACAGGACGGAGAAAAGUGAAUGAGAUUUCUGGCUUUCAGGAAAGCCCAAAGAAAGGAACAAAAUUACAAGAUACAGAAAGAGCAGGAACUCCACAACCCUCAAUUACAGGAUUUAAACAACAUCUACUCCAAGAAGCAAGGGAAGAAAUAAAAGCUUUAGAAACUUUGGUUGAAACACAAAGAGACCAGAUACUAGAUCUGGAGCACACUGCAGAGGUACUGAAAACUCAGAUGAGGAGAAAAGAAAAUGAGCAUGAGGCAUCUCUUUUACAGCUUCGAGAGCAGCAAGCAACAGAUCAAAGGUCAAACAUUCGGGAAAAUGUGGAACUGAUCAAACUUAAUAAGCAGCUUAUGGAGAAAAGUAAUGCCCUUACAAUAAUGGAAGGAAAAUAUAUCCAACUUCAAGAGAAGCAAAGACAUCUUAAAGCCAGCCAUGAUGCCUUAUUGGCAAAUGGGGAUGAACUCAACCUACAGCUCAAAGAACAUCGUUUAAAGUGCUUCAGUCUUGAAAAACAACUACAAUCUAAGAGCUUCGUUGAAAAAAAAAUAGGGGAGCUUCAGGAUAAAAUUAAUGAUUUGGAAAGGGAGAAGGAACUUUUAAAGGAAAACUAUGAUAAGCUAUAUAACAGUGCCUUCAGCGUGACCCAUGAAGAACAAUGGAAGUUAAAGGAACAACAGCUUAAACUGCAGAUUGCUCAGCUGGAGACUGCCAUAAAGUCUGAUUUAGCAGACAAAAAUGAAAUUCUGGACAGACUAAAAGUUGAAAGAGACCAAACAGAAAAACUUACUCAAGAGAAUAAAGAACUACAACUACGCUAUCUGGAACAUAAGCAACAGCUUGAUGAACUUAAAAACCACAUGAAGUUUUUCAGCAAGGAAAGUGAAAUUGACAUGACUGAAUUCAGUGAAGCCCUCAUGCUUAUAAAGUCUAGAAAAGAGCAGAAAAAUGGACACCUUUCCUUUCUAGAGAAAGUUGAUGGUGACAUUAAUAAGGACCUAGAAAAAUCAAUUCGAGAACUUCAGGCAACACAUGCAGAAACCGUGCAAGAACUAGAAAAGACAAGAAAUAUGCUAAUCAUGCAGCAUAAAAUUAAUAAAGAUUAUCAGAUGGAAGUUGAAGCAGUAACCCAGAAGUUGGAAAGUUUUCAACAAGAUUAUGACCUAAAAAUAAAACAAUAUGUUCAUCUUCUUGACAUUAGGGCUGCACGCAUCCGGAAAUUAGAAGCCCAAUUAAAGGAUAUUGCCUAUGGCACCAAGCAGUACAGAUUUAAACCAGAAAUCAUGCCAGAUGAUCCUGUAGAUGAAUUUAAUGAAGCUGUCCAUUUAGAACGAGGAGAGAACCUAUUUGAAAUCCAUAUCAGUAAACUGACCCUUUCAUCUGAAGCUAUCCAGGCAUCAGGAGAUCAAGAACCUUCCACGUUCUGUACCUAUGCUUUUUAUGAUUUUGAACUGCAGACAACUCCUGUAGUGUCUGGUCUCCAUCCAGUGUAUAACUUCACAUCCCAGUAUCUCGUCCAUGUUAAUGACUUCUUUUUACAAUACAUACAGAAAAAUACUGUCACUCUUGAGGUCCACCAGGCAUAUAGUACUGAUUAUGAAACAGUUGCUGCAUGCCAAUUGAGAUUCCAUGAGAUCCUGGAAAAGAAUGGUCGAAUUUUUGGUGCUGCAAAUUUGGUUGGAAUUAAAGGAGACAUUCCACAUUAUGGCACAAUAGAAUAUUGGAUCCGAUUAAGAGUUCCUAUGGAUCAAGCAAUUAGACUGUACAGAGAACGGGCAAAAGCUUUAGGCUAUAUAACAUCCAAUUUUAAGAGACCAGAGCAAAUGCAUCAGCAGAUGCCCAAAACUGCUCAUCUCAGUCUUACUUCAGAUGACAACUUAAAUGAACUCCAUAUCACAAUAAAAUGCUGUAGCAACUUGAAGUCUGGAACAACCAAAAGUCAUAUGCAGCCAAAUCCAUACGUUGUGUACAAGUUCUUUGAUUUUGCAGACCAUGAUACAGCCAUCAUUCCAAAUAGCAAUGAUCCCCAGUUUGAUGAUCACAUGUGCUUCCCAGUGCCAAUGAACACAAACUUGGAUAGAUACCUAAAGUCAGAGUCUCUGAGUUUCUAUGUAUUCGAUGAUAGUGACACCCAGCAGAAUACUUACAUAGGAAAAGUCGAUGUACCACUAAUUUCAUUAGCACAUGACAGAUAUAUUUCAGGAAUAUUUGAGUUAACAGAUCAUAAGAAACAUCAUACAGGAACCAUUGAAGUUGUAUUGAAGUGGAAAUUUACUUACCUUCUUCCAACUACAUCAGCAGCAUCUGAGGACCUAAUGAAUGUUAUUAAAAAAGAAGAAUCAGAAGCUGAUGAAAUGUUGCACAGAACAUCCUCUGUUACCACACCAGUUGUAGCUCCAAUACCUAAACCAAGACAGCGUACAAUCCCAACAGACAAGAAAGUGUCCUUUGUGGACUUCACUCCACACCAGGAUUCUAUGUCUGUCUCGAAUGAAGAUAUACAAAAAGCUUCCCCAGAAAUGAAAGUUACAAAGAAGUUACAAGCUAAGGCUCCAUCCAUGCCAGAUAUUCCAGAGGCUUUGCCGGAAGGGACAGUAGAGAAUGUAAAUGAGAAUGCUCAAGAAAUGCAGCAAGGAAAAGAUGAGGAUUUCUCUCACCUAUCUGAGGGUCAACUUGCUGGCCGAAGUUCAAGUACUUCUGAAGAAGACACAGAAAUUAGUGAGGAGUUAGAAAGAGAAGAAGUUCAAGAGGAAAGACUGGAUUCUGAUGCUGUUGAUUCAGUAACUGACAGUGAUGACUGUAUUGUUCCGAGUCCCAUGUCCAAGAAAGUUAAACAGCCAUCAGAAAAAAUUCGGAUUGAGAUUAUAGCUCUAAGCCUCAAUGAUUCUCAAGUAGCCAUGGAUGACACUAUCCAACGCCUAUUUGUAGAAUGCCGUUUCUACAAUUUUCCUGCAGAAGAGACACCAGUGUCACUUCCAAAGCCCAAAAGUGGACAGUGGAUCUAUUAUAAUUACAGCAAUGUGUUACAUGUGGAUAAAGAAACCAACCAAGCAAGAAGAGUGUCUCUAAAGACUAUAUUGCAAAGACCAGAAAUGCCUAAUGGAAGUAUCCGAUUCACCGUGGUAAGUGAUCCUCCAGAGGAUGAACAGGAUCUCGAGUGUGAAGAUAUUGGCAUUUCCCAUGUCAGUCUCCUUGAAAUAUUUCAGAAAAAAAAAGACAUCAUUGAGCAAAAUAUUGAUGUAUUUGAUGCACAAGUGGAUGGUGAAGUGAUUGGCAAGCUUAGAAUAACUGUGGAGGCCUUGCAUGCCCUGAACUCCAUCUAUGAGGAAUACAGAGAUGAAUUGGAGACAUAGAAAAUGUUCCUAAGGCAUUGCCUUCUCCUGACACAUUGAUAUGUUCACCAUCUAUUAGAUUCCAGUGAAAGUCCAGUCUCUAAAGUUAUUUCUUAUGAGUCAGCCAGACCUCAGUUAUGGAUGGGUUUUAGAAGCUAGUGAAGACCCCAGCUACACAGACACCCCAGCUUAAGGUAACACUUCUGUAAACAUUCAGCAACGGGUAUAAAUGUAAACAGUCAGUGUGAUAUUUUUGUUGUGGCCUGUGCUUUCAUUUAGAUGUCUAAAUAGAAACAUGAAUUUUCUUUUUUUUGUUUAAGUUCAUUUCAUUUUGCCUGUUGUAGUAAUAUCACAUUCCUAGUCUCUGUCAUAAGAAACAGUUGAGAAAAAUACGUUUUAUAGUUAACAAUGUGGUUUAUGUAGGGAACUUUUCUCUAAACUCUUUGCAGUAACACAUUUUCUGAAUUACCAUAGUUUACUGCUGCUUAACUUAUAUUCGUUUUUUAAGAAUUAAAUGGAGACUAUCUUUAAUCAAAUAAAGGAA
Trichosurus vulpecula (common brushtail) is the source of this 4627-nucleotide messenger RNA. RefSeq names its product RPGRIP1 like (gene RPGRIP1L). The record is from RefSeq and is a predicted model, not a curated record. Gene Ontology annotation, molecular function: thromboxane A2 receptor binding. Gene Ontology annotation, biological process: retinal rod cell development; non-motile cilium assembly. The transcript has 28 exons. Lineage: Eukaryota; Metazoa; Chordata; Mammalia; Diprotodontia; Phalangeridae. Gene Ontology annotation, cellular component: photoreceptor connecting cilium. Bases 295 to 4104 code for a protein of 1269 amino acids.